Molecule: messenger RNA, 1644 nt
Organism: Aspergillus brunneoviolaceus CBS 621.78
Lineage: Eukaryota; Fungi; Ascomycota; Eurotiomycetes; Eurotiales; Aspergillaceae
Product: GIY-YIG nuclease family protein
Exons: 2
Coding region: 45-1511 (488 amino acids)
Source: RefSeq, a predicted model, not a curated record
AGCAAAGACCUCUUUGUUCUGGCUUCUGCAAAGGUCACCACGAUAUGGGUUCUCCCAAGAAUCCAGAGUCCGAAAGGACUAUGCGGCCAUCAACUCCCACCCGUAUUACUACGAUUUAUCCCAGCCCUCCUCCCACACCCAUUGCGCCUGGCAAGGCAGCCGUCUUGAACCGAGAAGAAAAGCUCAACAGGGCCGCAACCCCUCCCGGCGAGAAUGACGACCAGGCCAGAACAGGCACCCUGAACUCUUCUCAAAAGGAAGAGGAUCCAAUACCAGAGUCAGCUGAACUACCCCCAUGGCCAACCCCCACGAGCAUGGAGGAGUUUAUCAACUCGAUGCUCAGAGAGAGUACCUGCGGGGGCUGGACAACAAACAAUACGCCAUGUAAAAGAUCGCGCCGACCUGUGGCCAGAUCUGUGGUUAAUGAGGGGGUCAUAUCCUUGCGGAGCCUGCCCCCGUCCUGUUCCCAUUCAAAAAUGGUAGAAUCAUUGAAGAAGCUUGCGUUGUUGCUUCAUUGUUCCAUGCACAGGAGCGAAAGGUCGGUCAAUACUCGGGUAGAGGCCUGGCUGACUGAGUAUUUUCUUCGUCCCGGUGACACCACAGCCCUGCUCAGAAAGGCAUUGCAAAAGUACGGUACCAAGUGCAAUGGGACGAAAGAUGACACAAGGCCAUGUCAAGAAAGUAUUGGGGGAAGACAGGUUCUGGCAAUACAGUUGAUCACAGACAGAAUCUUGGAGCCCGAGGUCUACCUUCACGACGGAAGGUUGAAAGUAUGGCUGAAAAGACUCGGCCAGAACACUCUUUGUUCCCAGCAUAGAGACGAACAGCUCCAAGAGCAAGUGGCUAAGCUGACUGCAGCUGUUACAAUCGCGCGAGGCUCGCAGUUAUUGACAGAAAUAACCAAAGGUAUUUCUGAGAACCAGCACGAAACAGAAGAGCCAUGGCAAGCCCCAGGUCACGAUACCUCUCCUCUCCACCUUGUUGCAGAUCUCAAUUCGGGUAGCCAAGGCUGCAAGCCGGACAGUAAUUAUCUCCAAACGAUCAGCGACUGUUUAAUUCCGCGGAAUUACAAGCCAGGUUAUGUCUACGCUUAUACCGUGGAUGCAAAUGAAGCAUUCAUCAAAAUUGGCUACACCACCCGCGAGGUCUCCGUCAGGCAUGCAGAGUGGGAAUUCGAAUGCAACCGGAAGAUCAAAAGUCUUUACCCUGAUCCGGCUGCCACCGGCGUGCCAAUUCUUGAUCCCCGGCUCAUUGAGAGCAUCUGCCAUGCAGAUCUGCGGAAAGGAAGUGUUCGAGUGGACUGCAGCGCUUGUCAAAAAGAACACGUGGAAUGGUUCAAGAUUUCUGCGCAGAGGGCAAUCGAUACCAUUGAAAAGUGGUCUCAGUGGAUGGCUCGGGUGGCCUGUCGGCCCAGCUGGAAGAAUGAAGUAAAGGUGAGGGUGCGCGGUACUUCAGACCUUGCAGAAGCAUUGCACGCAUUGAUGCAGCUUUGCCCAGCUACUUGCAAGUAAAAGCAGUUGACAGUCUGCAUUGAUUAUCAUUGCUUUUGAGCCAGCUUUGCCGCUUUCUUGGUGUAUUCCUUGUGGUUUUGAUUUAUCUGAUGUUGUAAGCUUGGUUCUGUAUUUUCUAUUCUAGAAUAAACAC